UUGGCAUCAAAAGUACAUGUAUUGUCCCCUCCCAUCACUUAUUUGUCAAUUAAGACAAAAAGUGAACAUCCCCCCUUCCCCCCAUCAUUGUAUUCGGCCAGCACCAAGGAGAGAAGGGAAAAGGAGCUCUGAAAGCUCAUCCUCCAUAGCCAACUCGAGUCCAAGCUCAAACAAGGAAAAGGGGAAAAGUUUAGGGGAGAAAAAGGGAGAAAAAGGUGUGGAAAUUAAGUUUCAGGAAGAACUUGAAGUUGCUACGCUGCCCGUCGUUCGGGAAGAUCCAAGGAGAGAAAACGUGGUUCGUGUUUUCCUCCGUUUUCUGAUUUUAAAACAAUAUUGAUAAUGCUCAUGGAUAUUUUACUUACAAUAAAUUGCUCUUGGGCUUGCGUGCCCAUGUUGUUGGCCGAAUGUGGCUUAAGAUUUACCGUUGAGUACUUUCGCUAUUCAUUGGUAUAAAUGUGAUGUUGUUAUGUAUGUUUA
Cuscuta epithymum is the source of this 477-nucleotide messenger RNA. The record is from the annotation of a GenBank genome assembly. Lineage: Eukaryota; Viridiplantae; Streptophyta; Magnoliopsida; Solanales; Convolvulaceae.